AGAUUAGUAACAGCAAGUAGCAAAAUUGUUGCCAUAUUAAUUCUCCUCCUCUAACAAAUGGGUUCUCCAAAGGUUAUUGCAGUCACUAUUGUUCUUGCACUUUCAAUCAUGCAUGUACUGCUGGUUCAAGGUCUCGAAUGUGAGAAGGUACCAGUAGGCUACUGUGCUUAUUCAGUAUCAUCAGCAGGAAUUCGCUGUGUGCUUGAGUAUAAAUACUCGUCGGCAGCAGUUCAACAUGAAUGUCAGUCUUCUGGUAUCUUGACAGAGAAUAUCAAAGAAUGGAUUGAGAGCGAUGAGUGCCUGGAUGCUUGCGGUUUAUCAAGAAAUUCCGUGGGUAUGUCGUCUGAUGAUCUGAGCAAUCAUCAAUUCACUUCCAAGUUAUGCUCAGUUAAUUGCAUAAACAGCUGCCCCAACAUUAAGGAACUAUACUUUAAUCUGGCUGCAGGAGAAGGGAUAUCCCUGCCUAACAUUUGCGAGACAGUCAAGAAAGUGCCUGAUUUGAAUGGAGCAGAUGCACCAGCCCCCUCCAUUUCUCUUGAAUAAAGAAAUAAAAUGGGACAUCCAUGAAAAAUUGAAUGGAGUCAGCAAGGGUUCUUUUACGUGCCAUAAAAUUCUUAAUUGAAGUACUCUAGAAUAGGGAAUAAAGAACCUGUCGCCCAUAGUUUUACCAUAUUCCAAGUAGUUGUUUUCUUGGGCUUCUUGGCUUUGAACUUAAUACCUCCCUUAGCUUUUGUCAUACCAAUAAAGUGCCCAUUUCAAAAUGAUUUGAUAUAUGUAUCAAUUAUUUGAAUAACUAUUAUCUUUUGUGAUAUCAAUAAAGUGCAGAUUUUAAAACGA
Messenger RNA from Cryptomeria japonica (Japanese cedar), 837 nucleotides. RefSeq lists its product as uncharacterized. The record is from RefSeq and is a predicted model, not a curated record. The transcript is spliced from 4 exons. Bases 58 to 543 code for a protein of 161 amino acids. NCBI's taxonomy places the organism in Eukaryota, Viridiplantae, Streptophyta, Pinopsida, Cupressales, Cupressaceae.